AUGUCGGGCAACUCCAAAUAUACCGCCAUCGUCACCCCGUCGGAGCUGACCAUUUCAUUCAAGCACCUCUUAUCCAGCAUCCCCUCACCCGACCCGACUCUGAUCGUGCACUCCUCCCUGGGGUCUAUCGGCUUCAUUCCCGGCUUCGCCCCCUCUCUCAUUCAGUCACUCCUCUCCGCGCUUGGUCCGUCUGGCACUCUUGUUGCUCCGACAUUUACGGGGGAAAACUCGGAUCCUGCAGCUUGGAGAGCUCCUCCGGUGCCCGAAUCAUGGUGGCAGACCAUUCGAGACUCUACGCCAGCGUUUGAUCCAGCCAUGACAAUCUGCAGAAGGGUCGGCGUAGUCCCAGAGACGCUGCGCAAAUGGCCCGGAGCGUUGAGAUCCGCCCAUCCGCAGACGUCCUUUGCGGCAGUCGGCCCUCAAGCAAAGGUCAUCACAGAGGGACAUGCGCCUGAUUGUCGCUUUGGCGAAUCGAGCCCGCUGGCCAAGCUCGAAGCUGCAGAUGCUUGGGUCUUGCUGAUUGGGGUCGGGUGGGAUAGAUGCACCGCUCUGCAUCUUGCAGAAUAUCGCCUCCAGAGCCCGGCUCCCCUCGUAGACAACUCGUUCGCCAUAAAGGUCGAUGGCCAACGGCAGUGGAUGACUGUGGAAGACCUCGUGCCUAUUACUGACGACGACUUCGAGGACCUCGGGGCUGAUUUUGAGAGAGACUGCCAAGUCGUACGCGCAAAGAUUGGGGCAGCUGAGUGUCGACUGUUUUCUCUGCGAGAGGUAGUUGAGUAUGCAAGGGUUUGGAUGGAUAAGCACAGGAAUGCAACCAAAUCCGAGUGA
Trichoderma reesei QM6a is the source of this 828-nucleotide messenger RNA. RefSeq lists its product as uncharacterized. The coding region runs from base 1 to 828 and encodes 275 amino acids. Gene Ontology annotation, molecular function: aminoglycoside 3-N-acetyltransferase activity. Gene Ontology annotation, biological process: response to antibiotic. The transcript has a single exon. NCBI's taxonomy places the organism in Eukaryota, Fungi, Ascomycota, Sordariomycetes, Hypocreales, Hypocreaceae. The record is from RefSeq and is a predicted model, not a curated record.